GUUUUUUUCUGUUACAUGUAAUACAUGUGAUUGUACCUACUAGGCUACAUACCUUAUCUAUUUAUUCUGUUGUUAAGAAUGUGCUUGAUGUUAACGGAAAAUCAGGGCUGAUUAAUACAGUUUAUCACAAUUAUAUUGCUUUGCACCGAAUCUGUUGGACAGCCGUUCAGUGGCAAAAUGUCGUGUUUGUGUUUUAGUUUAUUGAUCCUCUGUUCAAUUGUACAUGUUAACCACCGCCACAGAGAGCAAUAUAUAGCCUAGGUAAAGUUGACAAGGUUGAGUUUCUUGAAAUCUUAAGUUUCCUGAAAAAGUUUAAAAAAAUAGUUAGGUUACUUUAAUUCCUAAAGAACCGAGCGCCAGAAGGAAUUACUAUUGUCCAACUUGAAAUUGUAGUUUUGUUGUUGUUGUUGUUGUUGUUGAUACCCAGAGUCCGGGUUGUUGUUGUUGAUACGGUUUGUCUGAGUACUAUUGGGAUAUUGCCAUUAUUCAAUCAAUUUUUUUUUUUUUACAUAACCUUAAACUAAGCCACGGUUUCAGCCGUUUUAUUCAAACAUAAUACGAAUGUCCAUAUUAGUCAUAUAAUGCCCUUAUUAAUUCUGGAUGCAAUAAUAGUGUGCACAAUGUGUUUACCUAACACAAUCUAUUCACCAGAAGCAAUUACUGUUUUAAAGGUAGAUAGCACUUAUCUCUCGAAAGUGCACUUUCAGAGCAAUUUGUAUUUUCAUUAAAACGUGGAAACGAAUCGUACACGUGGAACUGUGCUAUCAGUGGAUGAUCUCUGCAUCGUUGACUUCCAUCCAUUAACGGAUUGCCGACCUUUUUCAUCUUAAAUAUAUUUUAAAUAACUCAGCUUCUGGAAACAGGAAAGGAAAAUAAGUUGAAGAUUGUUUUCCGUUUGUCAACUUAUGUAAGCACAUAACCAACAAUUGACCACAAUAAAUGUAUCUAGCUAAAUUAGGAACACAAAUGGGGUAAAGAUCUCAAGUAUUAUUUGCCUCAUUUUAUGUAUACAUAGCAUAGGCCUAUAUAAUUUAAGUUUACUAACUGCACCAAAACAGCAGAAUCUGUAAACUAGUUUUGGUUCAAAAUGGGACUAAAGUCUGACACAAUGGCAGGUUGUUUACGGAGCAGUGUGGUACCAAUGGUACAGUCCAUUACGUCUCCUAUACAAUCACUCUGACUCCCCCUUUUGUGACGGCAGUAAUUGGUUGCUUCCGCUAGCAUGUUACCCUAUAGAAAGAGGCCGCUGUAUGUUACUGCAUUGGCCUGUUGUAUGUGGUUCCAUCCGUAAGUACGCCAUUUGCUAGAUAUGUUCAGUGCUUUGGGGCUAAUGAAGUGUUAAAUUCCCACUUACAACCGACGGUCUCGCAUUUCCAUGUCAUGGUGGAUGGUUACUUGGGCAAACAAUUCAGUGAUGGAAUCCACGGCUGUGAGCACCUCCACUCUGGCCCCUGAUGAGUUUGACAGGAAUGUGCCGCGCAUCUGCGGUGUGUGUGGAGACAAGGCCACAGGCUUCCACUUCAACGCCAUGACCUGUGAGGGCUGCAAGGGCUUCUUCAGGCGCAGCAUGAAGCGCAAGGCCUCCUUCACCUGUCCCUUCAGCGGGAGUUGCACCAUCACCAAGGACAACCGGCGCCACUGCCAGGCCUGCCGACUGAAGCGCUGCGUGGACAUCGGCAUGAUGAAGGAGUUUAUCCUGACGGACGAGGAGGUGCAGAGGAAGAAGGACCUGAUCCAGCGCCGCAAGGACGAAGAGGCGCAGCGCGAGGCCCAGAGGGAGGCGCGCAAGCCCCGCCUGACGGACGGCCAGACCCUGGUCAUCUCCACGCUGGUGGAGGCGCACCACAAGACCUUCGACGACUCCUACUCAGACUUCUCCCGCUUCAGGCCUCCAGUGCGCGAGGGCCCGGUGACUCGUAGCGCCAGCAGGGCUGCUUCCCUCCACUCUCUGUCUGAUGCCUCCUCUGACUCCUUCAGCCACUCUCCAGAAUCAGUGGACGCCAAGCCGGUGAACUUCAAUAACCUGAUGAUGAUGUACCAGGAGCAGGGAGGCAGCCCAGACUCCAGCGAGGACGGCUCCCGCCUCUCCAUGCUGCCCCACCUGGCCGACCUCGUCUCCUACAGCAUCCAGAAGGUCAUUGGCUUUGCCAAGAUGAUCCCUGGCUUCAGGGAGCUGACCGCCGACGAUCAGAUCGCCCUGCUCAAGUCCAGCGCCAUCGAGGUGAUCAUGCUGCGCUCCAACCAGAGCUUCAGCCUGGAGGACAUGUCCUGGAGCUGCGGAGCGCCUGACUUUAAAUACCAGAUCAGCGAUGUUACCAAAGCCGGUCACACUCUUGAGCUGCUGGAGCCUCUGGUGAAGUUCCAGGUGGGCCUGAAGAAGCUGAACCUCCACGAGGAGGAACACGUGCUGCUCAUGGCCAUCUGCCUGCUCUCUCCAGACCGCCCCGGGGUCCAGGACCACGCCCGCAUCGAGGCCCUGCAGGACAACAUCUCGGAGACCCUGCAGGCCUACAUCCGCCUGAGCCACCCGGGUGGCCGGCUGCUGUACGCCAAGAUGAUCCAGAAGCUGGCGGACCUGCGCAGCCUGAACGAGGAGCACUCCAAGCAGUACCGCUCCCUGUCCUUCCAGCCCGAGCACAGCAUGCAGCUCACCCCCCUGGUGCUGGAGGUGUUCGGCAGCGAGGUCUCCUAGAGCUGUCCUCCUCAGAGAGGAGCCCCCCCCGCCCCCCCCCGUCCCACUCCGUGAGGUCAGGGGGAGGCGGGUAGAGAGAGGGGGUAGGAGGGAGGGCCAGGCAGGAGGGGUACAACGUGGGAGGGAGGAGGCAGAGAAGGCGCUGGAUGAAGUUGUGGUUUUUAAGGAGAAGUGUGUGUUUUGUGUCUAUCAGUAGGUCUGUAAGAAAGUCUGUGUGUGCGCUCGUGUAUUUAGUGGGAGUCGGUUGUGUGGUAUAACAGAAGUUUGUCCGAGUGGGACCUUGAUAUGGCCGAAGUGGUCCAGUGGGGAGUAGGCAAAGAUGAGGAGAGAGAGAGCUACAAGGAAACUCCACGUCUCUCUCACACACAUACACACACACACACACACACACACACGCACGCACGCACGCACGCGCGCGCGCGCACACACUAUACCUAGACAUCAAACUUCUGCCUAAAACAUAUUUGACGUAGUGUUUUUUUGUCUGUAUUUAAAUGAAACUGCUGCUUACCACACCUGGACAGUAUAUGUACACACAUCCACACAACAAGCAUACUCAAUUUUUUAAUUUAGCCAUUCAGUUUCAACUACCUCUUGGUUUUGCUUAGGGUUGUCUACAUGCACAUCGCCUAUGUAAAACAGUACAUUUCUUCCACACAAACAGUGACACACAUAAGGAAAUGCAGUCGAAUCUGUGUUGAAUGCCUGUACAUUAGUCUUGUCGACGACGCUGUGUACAUAUGACUCUGUAUGUGCUCGAAACAUGCGCCUCCCGUCGCCUCUCACCUUUCACCAGAGGUGCAGCCUGCUACAUUCUCAAAAAGCUUCCACAAUCUACAGAAACGACAACAUAAGGAACCGCACCAAGGCCUUCUCUCGCAUGCAGUCACACACUACAUGCUUUUUUUUAUUUUGCUGUUUCGACUUGCCUCAAAGGACUUAUGAAGGAAAGGAUGGGUGCACACCUGGGGGUUUUAACGACAGAGAGCAAAAUCUAGCCUUCUAAUUUAGCGGGGUUGUGCCGUGGUUUUUAUUUGGGAUGGGUGGUUUUGAGGUGAGAAUUAGCCACUAAAUGUGUUUUACACUGCUAACUGUCAAUCAAACCAGGCCUGCAUUCUGGCCGGUUUCUCGUCUCUUUUUUCAAAUCAAGAGUUUGCUGUAAAUAGUUAAAUUGCCUCACAUUGUAUUGUAUCCGUAAGCACUGUUAUUCAACCUUUUUUCUUUUGUAUUUGUAUAUGUUCUGUAAUAGAUUUUAAAGGGCUACAAUGCCAAAUCUAACUGGAACAGUAAAACAAGGCCAAAGCAAGCUAGCAACUGGCCUAACUUGUAUUAUAGAAGCAAACAUACCAUACCAGGAAUUGGCAUCGAUGCAGAUGUUUUAUUGCGAUGGAUGCUUUUUAUUAUCGACAAAAACUUCAAACCUUAAAACGAUUCCAUGAAUUGUUUCUCCUCUGUGUACAGUGAGCUGGGUGGCAGGAGAGCUCAAUAAGCUGCUUCAAACCUCCUCAGAUAUCACCCCUUUCGUUUCUGACUGGGAAGUGGAAUUUGUAGAAUGUCCGAGGGUCUGGCCUUCAGAGCGCGCCUCUGACGCCCAGGUCCUCCCGUUCGAUUAAGUAUGCUGCGCGGCCCCCUAGUGGCCGCACCCUGUAAAUACCAGGUGUAUAUUGUUUUUUUGUUUCUUUCUUGCGCAGCUGUACAUAGGGCUAGGUAGAUAUUACUAGAAGAGUAAAAAUGCAUUCUAUAUUUGCAAAUAUGAUAUUGUUGCUUUUCUUUUUUUGAUGACUGGUUUCUUCCUUCAAACACUUUGGUCUUUUGGACUUUAUUUGUUUUUUUGGAGUGAAUAAGCAAGGGGACAGAUUAUAAUCGUAAAGGACGUGUUUGUUUUUUUGACACAGUGGUUCAGGGGAGGUGGGGGGAGGGAGGACUGGUUUGGUUCUGUUCCAAGUUACACUUUUUAAGAUAAAUAGGAAGAAAAGAGUGCGCUGUGAAGGAUUACCAUGCAGUGCUGCUCACUAAUGUAAGCCAUAUAGAUCACCAAGCUAGUUAUACAACUCUUUAUAGAAGACGUAGAAUGAGGGAGAUUCCGAGCCUUGGAUAUGCUGUUAAUAUAACCUUGUAUACUUAUACCUUGCAUAUCCCUGGCUUCUCAUGAUUCUCUUUAAGCCCCGCUUGUAUAACCUAUACCGUACCCUGUAACCUGCUAUAAAAAUCCUCUUCCUCUUCAUCCUCAGGUGGCAUAGGUGAUUUUUUUACAAGUCCCAAUUGUGACUAACGACAUUUGAGGCCAGUAAUGCUUGAUUGGCUGCGGUUUGGGAUAUUAAGUAGUGGGAGAGUUGUUGAAGUGAUAUUUGUUUCCAUUUGUCUUGCCACCACUUUGUGAGACAAUGACCUCGAGGGAGCGAGGCAGAGAGAGAGACAUCGGGCUAACCACAAGCUUGAGAGGGGGCCAUUGACCCUUUGUCCUAAGGGACUUGGCGGUAGCUUCACGGCAGAGAUGUGUGAUAAUGAUAGUGGUGAUAAUAAACAGCGGAGGUGUUCUUGUAGGCGGAGCGAAGGGGUCUUAACGCGCCCCUCCAUAGGUACAUGCAACCUCGAGGGUGCUUAGGAACGCUGUUGAAACGUUGACAGUGGCUGAGGAGUUUCCUGCGUAUGAGCGAUGAUUUAUGUCCACAGAUGGUGUGUCCAAAGGCCCCUUCCCCCCACCCCCCCAAAAAUAUCAUGCUAUGGGUCUAAAUCUGGCGUCUCACUGGAAUCUGUUGAUUUAGUGGAUUGUACAUUCUCAGCACCCCUGUGCAUGAGCUGGGUGUUGUGGUGUCGGGCCCCCUGGACGCGCCCCUGCCCCCUGACCAGGCUGUGAUCCUGGCUAGGACUGGAGGUCAUCAAGUGAAGUGUUGUAAUUGUUGGUUAUUUUUAUUUUUCCUUGUUAUAAGAUCUAGUAGUUUUCAGCUGCUCCUAUUUUAACCGACCUUAAGGAGAGCUCUACUCGCUUUGUUUUGUUUCAAUUUCUUCUUAUUUGCAGUUUUUCCGCAACUGUUGAUAGAAAGGUUGGGACAAUGUUUGUGUAUGUUUGUCUUGCUGCCAAUGAAACAACCAAAGCACCAGGGCUCACAUGUAAUUUAGGUCUGAGAGAAUGGCAGAUAACAGCAGGCACACUCAAAAAUCAGUCCAACUGUGUCUUAAAACACGAGACAUAUACGUUCUACAAAUAUAGCUUGACGGUCAACAUCAUCAGAAGGAUGGACUCCGCUCACCAAAGCAACUAAAACAUCUGUUUAUUGUUAUCUUUCAUUAUUUCACAGCAACUUAUCUGCUGACGAUUCUUGUACGCAGGAGAAAACAAACCGUCACGAGACGUCCGUCAGGGUGUCUGCAUAAUGAAAGGAAACAAACAAACGUGUAGAAUCAGGCCAGCCUUGUCCUCUCAGUCACCUCCAUGAUGGCUCCCAUCCUAACAGAUGACCAUAAUACAGCUAGCUAGACGCUCGGUUGGAACCGCACCUCGCGCAGCAAAGGAAGGCCCAGUAUGGCGCUGCAAGCUCCCAUCCAGUAAAAUAAGUGGAUUAACAUGAAUCCCUGGGCCCAUUUGUUCAUUAGUCAUCUGAUCGGAUUACGGCCGAUUGGAUCAAAUCUUGAAAUGGGUGGUUCAAAAUAAAAAAAUGGAUUCUGAAAUCGGAUUAGAUCUCGUUGGUUUGAUCCCAAAAAUCAGGAUUAGCCUGAUCCCAGUGGAAUGGUGGAUUCAAGGAGGCUUUCAGGAACAAAAUAUAAUACAAUUAUAAAAAAAAAAGAAAAAAAAAAGAUAUAAUAUAAAAUUUGUAUAUUGUGGUGUAUAUAUAAAUUUAUUUAAUAUUUGAUUAAUGAAAUAGUAGACCCCAGGCUACCUAUUAAGCCUUUCUAUUCAUUAAAGAAAACAAAAUAAAUCACGCCAAUUGAAGUUAACAUCAAAGAAAAGUCAUUUGUUAUCACUUAUCAUUAAUUAUAUGAGACGAAUCAGACAAAAGUAGUUUUAUUCUACCUGUUGUUCUUUACAUAGGCAGAAGUACUACAUGGUGAUAAAUAGGCUAGUCCAAUUUAGAGCACUUGUAAUCCGGAUUUGGUAAUCCUGAAAGUUUGCAUCUGGAUCAAGGUGAUCCAAUGCAAUGUGGCUUUGUAAAACUGGCACACAAGUAAAAUGGAUUACCUGAUCCUGGAGGGCAAAAAAUGGGAUUUCCAAAUCCGGAUCAUUCUGAUCCAGAUUAUAUAUUGAACAACUGGGCCCUGGUGUUGAUCCAGUGCCCCUAUUGGGAAUUGUAAUGGAUGAAGAUGUUGAUGAGGAUACUGCGAUACUUUAUAUACACAAGUACCACUUGUACAGGAUGUCAGGGUUGGGCGAUAGGUUGCGACCCUCUGGGUUAUUGAAUAUGACUUUUCAAGUACUCUUCUCAAGUCACAAUGCUAAUGCUUUGCGACGAUUAUUACCUCUGUAGAUAUGGCUGCGUUUUCCUUCUUUUCUCUUUCUCCGAUCGAGAUACAGUGUUGGUAGGAGUAGUAGACAGGAACGUGGAUCGUUUGGUUAUCCAGCAAGUGCCACAGGAGGGGCGUCCCUCUGCACACACACAGGGUAACAGAGGGGAUUCACUUUGGGUACACACGGGAACCAAGCUGGGGGUCGAAUCGAGGGGUGGUGAUGCAGAACCGCUUUUAUUUUGAAGUUGUUUGAACAAUUUGAACAACUUGUUGAAAUUAGGGAGAGUGUUUAGGCAGCCAACCGAUAUUAUUCCCAGAGAUUCUUAAAUUCUAUCUUCGGAAAAACAACAACCACAGCUUGUUCAUGCAUGUGAGGAUAUAGUCGAACGGGAAUUAGACGCAUCUCCAAGUUAUUAUAAAAAAUUCUCCACUAAGCUGCUUCGAAACCAUCAAAUCUAACUUUACUAUUUUUCUUAUUAUACUGGAACAUUGAAAGUCUCAUGGUAAUGGGAAUCUUUUAGAAUGGUUUUUACGUAGGUUCGUAAGAUACCUGCCAUUGUAGAAAUAAUAUUCAUGACAACAAUACCUGCAAUAUGAAAGUUAAUGGUACACUAUCACCAGCAAGCUUUACAGUUUAUCAUGUUUUAUGUUUUUUUUGUAUCAUGGAUGUACAAAAAACUAUUACCAUUACAAAACCGGUCAAGAGAGCAUUUAUUCUUGAAUAAUUAGCAGAGAACAGUUGGCCAUCUCCCUCCUAAUGGCUCAAGAGUAAUUUUUCCAAAAUGGGACAGGGAUUGUAAUGAGAUCAAUUCAAUGUAGUUCUUAAAAAGGAGCGCCACGACUCGGCGCACACCAUAAUCUACCUAAAAAAAAAACUACCUCUUUUAGCUACAGAUAUUUGCUUUAGCAUUAAGCAGUUGCCUCUGUUUUUACUUUUGUAAUAUUUGUAUUCUUGUUGGUAUUUAUUGCUGUCUAAUUAAUCAUCUUUAAUGAUUACCUCAGAGAUAUCUCAUGCAGAUUGGGAGUGUCUAGCUAAUGAAGUCAUUCGGUUUUUGUUUUUAUUUUGUACAAUAUGUGUUUUUGUUCUCCUUUUUCUCUGACUAAGCAUUACCUUUUCUAUUUCAUUUCUCUUUGUCAUUUGAAUACUUUAUUUUUUACGCACAAAAACACCAGGACUUGUUUUCAUAUACAGUGCCUGCAGUCUGACCAAUGGGACAAAGGCUGGCUCACGUGAGACUACAUUUCCUCCAAAAGUAACAUUCUUCCUCGCAUGGCCCUCGCUUUCUGGCAGUUCCCGCCAAGAGUAGGUUGUUUUCAGCGGUGUAGUCAAGUGUUCCUUCUCGCCGCAGCGCGGGCAUCUAUUUUGUCCGCAACGCUUACGUUAGGGAAUGGUUUGGAGUGAAUGCAGCCCUUUAGACGGAAAAAACAAAAGACAUGGAUAAUAUAUUUUUUUGCCCUGUGACGUUGAAACAAACGUUGCGUGCAUGAGCCCGCCUAUGUACCUUUGGCAUGGUUUUCUGCUCGUUGAAUAUCCAUCAGCCUUCCUACUAUGCUCCCGCUGUCCACUAGGUGGCUCACUCACCCACACAGGACCGUAACGAAGGAGCUCGGUGGGAGGAGUUUCUAGAGAGGGUCAGGAAAUGUGUUCCAAUGCGAAAGCAGCUUUGUACUUAACAGCAUCAUUUAGUCACGGGUUGUCCACUGUACAUACUCAAGACAGUAGUCCAGAUGCGAUACAACAUACAGAAUAGGCCUACUUGGCGGUGGCAUUUAGUGGGGAAUAUAAAAUCAAACAAGAAGCUUGUUGUACAAUAUUAAUGGAACAACUACUCACUUUAAAUUGAAACAAAACAAGUAUUGUUUUGUCUGUGUUUUUUUCUUUUCUUCUUCUUUUCUUUUCUUGUUCUAUUCAUGUCAAACUGCUUCAGUUAAACACUGAAUUAAAUUUAGAUGUUUAUUGAUCGAUUAAACUAAGAAAACCGUGUGGCCACAGUUGUGCAUCCCAUAAUCUGUGUUUCCAUGGAAAACUUCUACAGCACAGGAAAGGGUUCUUACUGCGCCUUUUUGAAUGUUCACCAGCUAACCUCUGAGAUGAAUAAGAAAAUAUGAAUAAAGUUAAUACAAAAAAGGACCUUUACUGAUUUUUAAAAGAUGUUCAGGAUUGGCCCACUAUUUAAAAACAUUAGCACUCGUACCAAUUAUAUGUAAUAGUUAUUCCUUAAGAUAAAAACAUUUGAUUUGAUAUUGAAUUGUAACCCUAUCAUUCAAUCGAAAGCCUGAAACAACGAAAGCACUUAUUGAGAUGUCUGUAACAUGCAUAUUUUAAGAUGAAUAUUCUAGCCAUAAACUGCCUGUUUAAAUCAGCAUGUCAUGGCUCCAAUUAUUAAAGCAGUUAAUUCAUCUAAUCUCUAACGUUAUUGCAAUGUAUGUUUUUGUCCCAUUUCUUUAAAAAAAUAUUAUUCUUUUUCUAUUUUAAAUCGGUGUUUAUGUAAUGUUAUUUUUGUCAGAUGUUUUGCAAAUCAAAAAUAAACAACUACAUAGUAUUCAAC
This is a messenger RNA of Gadus chalcogrammus (walleye pollock), 9684 nucleotides long. RefSeq names its product vitamin D3 receptor B. Gene Ontology annotation, molecular function: nuclear receptor activity; vitamin D response element binding; zinc ion binding. The record is from RefSeq and is a predicted model, not a curated record. Gene Ontology annotation, cellular component: nucleus. The transcript has 9 exons. The coding region runs from base 1376 to 2692 and encodes 438 amino acids. Lineage: Eukaryota; Metazoa; Chordata; Actinopteri; Gadiformes; Gadidae. Gene Ontology annotation, biological process: positive regulation of transcription by RNA polymerase II; negative regulation of transcription by RNA polymerase II; cell differentiation.